Dalotia coriaria is the source of this 1455-nucleotide messenger RNA. Its product is annotated as eukaryotic translation initiation factor 3 subunit A-like. The transcript has 2 exons. Bases 1 to 1455 code for a protein of 484 amino acids. The record is from RefSeq and is a predicted model, not a curated record. NCBI's taxonomy places the organism in Eukaryota, Metazoa, Arthropoda, Insecta, Coleoptera, Staphylinidae.
AUGACCAGCAAGGACAAGGGCCCAGGACCAAGGUCCCUACAGGACAGGACCAGCAAGGACCAAGACCAGGACCAGCAAGGACCAGCAAGGACCAAGGUCUGGGACCAGGACCAGGACCAGGACCAGGACCAGGACCCGGGACCAGCAAGGACAAGGGCCCAGGACUGGGUCCCAGGACCAAGGUCUAGGACCAGGGACAACAUGGACAGGUCCCAACAUGGACCAACAGGACCAGGACCAGGACCAGCAAGGACAAGGGCCCAGGACCCAAGGUCCCAGGACCAAGGUCAGGACCAAAAAGGACCAGCAGGACCAAGGACCAGGACCAACAAGGACCAGCAAGGACCAAGGUCUAGGACCCAAGGACAGGACCAAAGACCAAGGACCAAGACCAGGACCCAGGACCAAGGACCAAGGACCAGCAAGGACAAGGGCCCAGGACCAAGGUCUAGGACCAAGGACCAACAAGUACCAAGGACCAAGGACCAGCAAGGACAGCAAGGACCAAGGACCAGCAAGGACCAGGACCUAGGACCAAGACCAAGGACCAGCAAGGACCAGCAGCUUGGGUCCAAGGACACCACAGGACCAAGGUCAGGACCCAGAAGUCAGGACCAAGGUCCAGGACUGGACAGGUCCAGGACCAGGACAAGGACCAGGCCAGGACCAGGACCAAGGACCAGGGCCAGGACCAGGACCAGGACCAACAGGUCCAGGACCUACAAGGACCAAAGGGCAAGGACCAAGGUCCAAGGACCAACAAGGUCCAAGGACGUACAAGGAACAAGGUCAAGGACCUACAAGGACCAAGGUCCAAGGACCAAGGACCAAGGACCAAGGACCAAGGACCAAGGACCAAAGACCAAGGACCAAGGACCAAGGACCAACAAGGACCCUGCCCAGUUCUAUCCCGGUUCUAUCCCGGUUCUAUCCCGGUUCUAUCCCGGAUCUAUCCUGGAUCUAUCCCGGAUUUAUCCCGGAUCUAUCCCGGAUCUACGCCCAGAUCUUUUCCGGAUCUAUCCCGGUUCUAUCCCGGUUCUAUCCCGGUUCUAUCCCGAACCUAUCCCGGAUCCAUCCCGGAUCUAUCCCGGAUCCAUCCCGUAUCUAUCCAGGAUCUAUCCCGGAUCUAUCCCGGAUCUAUCCCGGAUCUAUCGCAGAUCUAUCCCGGAUCAAGGACCAUGGACCAAGAACCAAGGACCAAUGACCAAAGACCAAGGACAUAGGACCAAAGACCAAGGACCAAGGACCAAGGACCAACAAGGUCCAAGGACCUACAAGGACCAAGGUCCAAGGACCAAGGACCAAGUACCAAGGACCAACAAGGACCAACAAGGUCCAGGACAGGACCAACAAGGACCAGAAACCAACAGGAACCAGAAACCAGCAAGGACCAAGGACCAGCGGCCAAGGAGCAAUGACCAGAGCAGGACCAGGACCAGGACCAGGAGCAGCUGA